Messenger RNA from Fusarium musae, 1323 nucleotides. RefSeq lists its product as uncharacterized. Gene Ontology annotation, molecular function: flavin adenine dinucleotide binding; sarcosine oxidase activity; proline dehydrogenase activity. The record is from RefSeq and is a predicted model, not a curated record. The transcript is spliced from 3 exons. Lineage: Eukaryota; Fungi; Ascomycota; Sordariomycetes; Hypocreales; Nectriaceae. Bases 1 to 1323 code for a protein of 440 amino acids.
AUGGAUCAGACCAGCAAGAUCGUAGUUAUUGGCGCAGGCCUUUUUGGCCUCACUACAGCCAAACAGCUCGCGCUAGAAGGUCACCAGAACAUCACUGUCCUUGAUAGGCAUAUGCCGCCUGUGCCGGAUGGUUCCAGCUCGGACAUCUCCCGAGUCAUCCGAUUUGAUUAUGCCGACACCGAUUACUGUUCCCUUGCGUAUGAAGCUUAUCGCAAGUGGUCUCGGGACCCCAAGUACAAGGGUAUCUUCUACCAGACAGACUAUGUCAUUGCUGGCUCGAGAAGUACGCCUGAGAAGUCUUGGACAGAUAAGACGAUCGCUCAGCUUGAUAAGCGACAGCUGCCUUAUAUCAGAUUGACAGAUGCUGCUGAUACAAAGCGGAGAUUCCCAAUUUUGACUGGUGAACUUGCUCAACCUAACUUUGAGGGCUACUUGAACAAGUCUGGCGGCUGGGCUGAUGCGAAUAAAGCCAUCAAGCAACUCCGUGAUGAAUGUCUUGAGCUAGGAAUCUCCUUUAUUGCUGGUCGAGCUGGAACCGUAGUCGGCUUUGACAACGACGCUCAAGGCGUGAUCAAAGCAGUCAAGACCCUCGAAGGAACACCUGUUCGAGGAGAUCAAUUCAUUCUUGCAGCAGGCGCCUGGUCUUCGGGUAUCGUUCCCACUUAUAACUCUACACUAUCAACAGCACAAGCGCUCGGCUUCCUUCGCCUCUCAGACGAUGAGAUGAUCAAGUACAAGAACAUUCCCAUUUACAUGAACUACGCCACCGGAUGGUUCAACUUCCCCCCGCAUGAAGAUACCAAGAUGCUCAAGUUUGCUGUACACGGCUGGGGCUAUACUCGAGCACCCUCGAAGGGCGACAACAACUCUGUCCAGUCCAACAUCUCGGUUCCUCCACCUGUUUCUCGGGAGCGAAAGAACUUUGUUCCAGCUGAUGCUGAGGAACGUCUUCGAGCGGGCUUGCGCGAGAUGUUGCCAGAGCUAGCUGAUCGUGCCCUUGCCAGGGUAGCUCUGUGCUGGUACACAGAUACACCUACUGGUGACUUCAUCAUGGACUAUCAUCCUGACUAUAAGAACCUAUUUGUUGGCGGAGGCGGAAGUGGACACGCCUUCAAGUUCCUCCCAGUCUUGGGCGAGUGCAUGGCAUCGGCUUGGAAGCAGAGGCUACCCAGUCACUUAGCAGAGAAGUGGAAGUUCCAUACUGAAUAUGAGCAUCGUCAGGAUACCUUCCUUGGUGAUGGCAGUCGAGGUGGUCCAGAAAGACGAGAGCUCAGUGCAGCCGAGAAGGCGAAAUUGGAUGGAGGAGAGACGUCCAAGCUGUAG